GCGGCAGAGGGAAACAGCCGGGACGCCAUCGCUAGCUCCCAGCUAGUGUGUUUGACGUUUAUUUUUUAUGCCCCAUUUUUCCCAAUAAUAACCGAGAUUUUGGCUGAAUUUAAAAAGAAGCUGCGGUGUAAAAAUAACUAGUAGACAUUUUAAAAUUAGUAACGCGCCUAUUGACGGAAACGGAGGCACGUAAAGAUUUUUUUUUAGGCUCAGCCGGAAAAUUAGCGAAGCUAAACUGGAAGAUCGUGGCUAACGCUAGGAUAGCUAGCAGGCUAGCUUUCUCAACCGCGAUAAAGACCUACUUUUUUUUUUGACUGAAUCAUUUUUAUAAGCGUUUGCGAUGGCUGACGUUGAUAAGCUCAACAUAGACAGUAUUAUUCAACGUCUUUUAGAAGUCAGAGGAGCGAAACCUGGCAAGAAUGUGCAGCUGCAGGAGAACGAGAUUCGAGGGUUGUGUCUGAAGUCCAGGGAGAUCUUCCUCAGUCAACCCAUUCUUCUGGAGCUUGAGGCCCCUCUCAAGAUUUGUGGUGACAUCCAUGGACAGUACUAUGACCUGCUGAGGCUGUUCGAGUAUGGGGGCUUCCCUCCGGAGAGCAACUAUCUAUUUCUGGGUGACUAUGUUGACCGAGGAAAGCAGUCCCUUGAAACCAUCUGUCUCCUGCUGGCCUACAAAAUCAAAUACCCAGAGAACUUCUUCCUGCUUAGGGGAAACCACGAGUGUGCUUCAAUCAACAGAAUAUAUGGUUUUUAUGAUGAGUGUAAACGAAGGUACAACAUCAAACUCUGGAAGACCUUCACAGAUUGUUUUAACUGCCUCCCUAUUGCUGCGAUUGUUGAUGAGAAAAUCUUUUGCUGCCAUGGAGGACUGUCACCUGACCUUCAGUCCAUGGAGCAGAUCCGACGCAUCAUGCGCCCCACCGACGUGCCCGAUCAGGGCCUGCUGUGUGAUUUGCUGUGGUCCGACCCAGACAAGGACGUUCUGGGUUGGGGGGAGAACGACAGAGGUGUCUCAUUUACCUUCGGGUCAGAGGUGGUCGCCAAGUUUCUACACAAGCAUGACCUGGAUCUGAUCUGCCGCGCUCAUCAGGUUGUUGAGGAUGGCUAUGAGUUUUUUGCAAAGAGACAGCUGGUCACUUUGUUCUCGGCGCCUAAUUACUGCGGAGAGUUUGACAACGCCGGCGCCAUGAUGAGCGUUGAUGAGACUCUGAUGUGCUCCUUUCAGAUUUUAAAGCCAGCUGAGAAGAAGAAGCCGAACGGCAGCCGUCCUGUGACUCCCCCUCGCAACAUGGUCACCAAGCAAGCCAAGAAAUGAGGUGGGGGGAGACGGAGACCAGUCUCACCCCACUGGUUUGCUUUCGUCCUCUGCAUUUGAAGGAUCGAAUAUACUUCAUGCUGCAAUACUGAAAAAAUACCCACUCCGACUUGAUGAAAGCAAAAUAUUUAAUUGUUGUGUCCACAGGGGUCAGUUGAUACGUCACGGUGAAAACCUCAGGUGUUUUGCACUCCAUUUUGCAGCUAGUCUUUGCCACAUAUGACUGUUGAAUCAGGAAAAACCCAACAACAACACAGCUACUUAUGCACAGGAAUGCCUUGUUUGAAGCUGUGCACAAUUUUUUCCAGUUUUCUUUCAUGUCUCAUUAGUCCUUUCAUUUUCACUCUUUGUAAUUGUUACCAAUGGCUGUAAAAACGUAAGGAACGUCCCAGACAUCCGUUUACUUCAGUAAACCUUAAGUUAAUUCAGUGUCAGAGAACCACUCCACACACAUUUUUAAAGUUGUGUGCUAAAUUAAAUGAAUAAACAUGCACUCUUGUAAUGUUUAAAUCUUUCUAAUAAACUUUUAAGUGUAUUUUGGGGGUACAA
This is a messenger RNA of Nematolebias whitei (Rio pearlfish), 1861 nucleotides long. It is a transcript of the gene ppp1cc, whose product is annotated as protein phosphatase 1, catalytic subunit, gamma isozyme. The coding region runs from base 341 to 1312 and encodes 323 amino acids. The record is from RefSeq and is a predicted model, not a curated record. The transcript has 7 exons. Gene Ontology annotation, cellular component: nucleus; cytoplasm. NCBI's taxonomy places the organism in Eukaryota, Metazoa, Chordata, Actinopteri, Cyprinodontiformes, Rivulidae. Gene Ontology annotation, molecular function: protein serine/threonine phosphatase activity.